AUGGCGCCUUCGCUGUCAACAGCCCCUGUGACGGAGCCCAAUCAGGCCAUCCAGUUCAACGAUGUAGAUCAUGGAGACGGAGGAGCUACAGCCACUACCCGUGGAGUCCAAGUCAGCCUUCAGAAACUUCCUAGACCGCCAACUUUCAGCGACAAGCAUGAAGAGCGCGAAUACCUCAAAGGUCGCCUAGCCCUAGCCUUCCGCGUUUUCGGACGAAACGGAUACGAUGAAGGUGUUGCUGGCCAUAUCACUCUCCGCGAUCCCGUCAAACCGGAUCACUUCUGGGUCAACCCAUUUGGCAUGCCGUUUUCCCACAUUAGGAAGUCUGAUCUGAUUCUGGUGGACCAUGCUGGGACCGUUAUUGACGGUGGCAAUAAUCGAUUACUGAAUAUUGCGGCAUUUAUGAUUCAUUCUGCUAUACACGAAGCUCGACCGGAUGUUUUGUGUGCAGCGCAUUCGCACUCCAUUUAUGGUCGAUCCUUCAGCACACUUGGUCAGGAAAUAGAUAUAUCUACUCAGGAUUCCUGUGCGUUUUACAAAGAUCAUGUCGUUUAUAAAUCACAAGGCGUUGUCCUGGCAAAGGAGGAGGGCCACACUAUUGCGAAAGCGCUUGGUGAUAGAAAAGCCAUAAUUCUACAAAAUCAUGGUAUCUUGACCGUUGGUCAAACCAUCGAGGGCUGUAUUUUCUGGUUUAACACCCUUGAAAACUGUUGCCGCGUUCAACUUCUCGCGGACGCCGCUGCUACUGGGCGUGGGAUUAAAGUCACAGUGAUUGAUGAUGAAGAUGCAGAGUUCACUUACAAAAGUGUUGGUACGCCACGCGCAGGUUGGUUUUCUGCUCUUCCGGCAUUUGCUCUUGCCGGACGUGAGGCUGGCCUAGAGGUCUAUGAAUGA
This is a messenger RNA of Penicillium angulare, 894 nucleotides long. RefSeq lists its product as uncharacterized. The record is from RefSeq and is a predicted model, not a curated record. Gene Ontology annotation, molecular function: actin filament binding. Lineage: Eukaryota; Fungi; Ascomycota; Eurotiomycetes; Eurotiales; Aspergillaceae. The coding region runs from base 1 to 894 and encodes 297 amino acids. Gene Ontology annotation, cellular component: cytoskeleton. The transcript has a single exon.